This is a messenger RNA of Mycotypha africana, 768 nucleotides long. RefSeq names its product calponin domain-containing protein. The transcript is spliced from 7 exons. Gene Ontology annotation, cellular component: cytoplasmic microtubule; microtubule plus-end; spindle midzone. The record is from RefSeq and is a predicted model, not a curated record. Gene Ontology annotation, biological process: regulation of microtubule polymerization or depolymerization; protein localization to microtubule plus-end; spindle assembly. Lineage: Eukaryota; Fungi; Mucoromycota; Mucoromycetes; Mucorales; Mycotyphaceae. Gene Ontology annotation, molecular function: microtubule plus-end binding. The coding region runs from base 1 to 768 and encodes 255 amino acids.
AUGGGCGAAUCAAGAACGGAGCUAUUGGCUUGGCUAAACGAUCUAUUACAAUUGAAUUACACUAAAGUAGAACAAGCAGGAACAGGAGCUGCUUAUUGUCAGAUUAUGGACUCCAUCUUUAAUGAUGUUCAUAUGUCCAAGAUCAAAUUUGAUACCAAGCAUGAGUAUGAAUAUAUUUCCAACUUCAAGAUAUUACAAAACACGUUUGAUAAGCACAAAAUCAUCCCAGUAGACAAAUUGAUGAAAUGCAAAUUUCAAGAUAAUUUAGAAUUUCUGCAGUGGUUGAAGCGAUAUUGGGAAGACCAUUAUCCUGGAGGAGUCUAUGACGGAUUACAAAGAAGAAAGGGAAAAGGAAGCCAAAAGGGAAGGCCAGCCACUGCUCGCGCUGCAACAACGGCAGCCACAGGAAGUGGAAUGGCUACUCUAAAGAAUAGAGGUAAAAACGGCUCUGCAACAGCCAUCAGUGGUGCCAUCAAUAGUUCAAAAACGUUGAAAACAGAGAUAAAUAGUCUAACCGAAAUGAUGAACGGAUUGAUAAGAGAACGCGACUUUUACUUUAACAAAUUACGCGAGAUUGAAAUGAUAGUUCAAGAUCAGGUAGAGGUGCACCCAUCCUUGUCUCAAGAAGGCGAAGGAUGCUUGGGUGAGAUACAAAAUAUCCUUUAUAGAACAGAAGACGGAUUUAACGGAGUUGUGGAAGAAGACGAAGAUGCUAUCCAGCAAGAGUAUCACAACAAACCAUAUGACGACGAAUUGGAGACAUUUUAA